AUGAGUAGGACUGCGCAGAUUAUCUAUCGAGAGGAAGGGGGCUCCCAUGGGGAGCGGGAGAGGGGGUGGAAGAUCACAUGGAGUAUCGCCGCCCAUCAGUCGCAAUUCUACCAAUCGGCGAAUCUCACGAUUGAGGCCGUAGCCAACCCUGGCGCGGCUGGCGAGCUUGUCGUAGACGUUGUCGAGCGUGGUAGUCUCAUUUCCCUCGAAGAUGCGGAUCCGGAACAGACGGGUACAGCCGAGAGAGAUGCGCUGGCGGAAAGUGUAAUUGGAUGUCGAAGUCUUAGCUUUCUCAUCGACACCCUUCAGCGCACCACCACCACGCACGCUCCCCAAGCCAUCACGUUGAUCGUCCCGCGAGGACAUGGCAACAUCGUGCGCGCCGACAUUGUGCCCAAGCGCAUGCACGAUGUUAACAAUGUCGAGGCGACGGCGGCGCUCGCAGAGCCUUUGCAACUGUAUACGGACGAAUCGUGGACAGCAACCACCUCUCUGUCGACCCUCUUCCGCACCGCCGCGGGCGCUAUUCGUCUAAGCCCGCUGUCAGAGGGGACCACCAUCGCCGACGCCUGGACAGCACUUGAACGCGAGCUGGAGAACCGCCUGAAUGUGCCGCUCCUGCUCACCGGCCUGAAGCGGCGGCUGCUGUUCAUGGUCGAGGGCGGGCUCGGCUUUCCCUUUGGCGGUGCUUGCUCAUGGCAACUCUAUGAAACGGCCAAGUCUCUGGGUAUCGAUCUCGUCGUCCUCGCAGAGGAGGGUCAUGUUCUCAAGCAGAAACCCGAAUUCGCGAAUUGGUGUCACGACUUCGUUCCCGUCCAAUGCGGCUAUGAUGCCGAGUUCCACACGAGAAUCGUUUCCGCGGUCAAGCAAUAUGAGCAAGACUCGGGCAGAUCGGCAGACGGGCUCCUCACAGCGUAUGAGAGCUACCAUGUCCCUGUCGCGACUGCCGCACAACAGCUUGGCUUGUCCCACGAGCCCUUGUCUGCCUACGAGGUUGCGACGGACAAAUUCAAGACCAGUCUCGCCGAAGGUCGCAAGUCCUACACUGCAUCAAGUGUGGACGAGGCUCUGCAUAUCGCGAGGACCGAGACCCUGCCGUGGCCGCUCAUCAUAAAGCCGUGUCGUGGAUGGGCGUCGGAACUGGUGUUCAAGGUGGACAAUAUAGAACAGCUGGAACAGGCCGCUCCCCGCAUGAAAUCCGAUAGCCACGGCGCCCAAUUUGUCAUGGAGCAUUACUGCAGUGGUCCUGAAGUUGAUAUCAACUUCGUCUUGUAUGAUGGCCAAGUCUGUUUCUGGGGUAUGCUGUCAUCCUUAUUUCCUUCUCCCGACACAAGCUGA
Bipolaris oryzae ATCC 44560 is the source of this 1338-nucleotide messenger RNA. RefSeq lists its product as uncharacterized. The coding region runs from base 1 to 1338 and encodes 445 amino acids. Lineage: Eukaryota; Fungi; Ascomycota; Dothideomycetes; Pleosporales; Pleosporaceae. The record is from RefSeq and is a predicted model, not a curated record. The transcript has a single exon.